CAAGUCGUGUGUCAUCGUGCGUUGCAGAUGAAAAGUGUAGUAUAUUUGUAACGCUUUUAUUUUACAUGUUGUAUAUUAAUGAAAAACUUUUUAUACAAAUUUUAACGACAGGUGAGGAUUUCAGAAAAUGAUAACAUGAGUGCCUCAAAAGAAAAAAUGAUAUUAUUCGUGAACGAACAAUAUUAAAAAUACUGUGAGGUUUUGAUAUGGCGUUUUUAUAUUAAAUUUCAACCAAGAUGGAUUUAUUUGCAGUAUUACAUCCGAAAAUUAAAAUGCUGUAUAUUUCUGCAUUUUGAAGCACAGUGGCGACAUAUCAUGGCGGCGAAAUUUUCUUAAGCUGAAGUUGUGUAUCUCGAUUAUUUUCAUACUUAAUACGUACGCCUUUCUUUGUAAAGUAACAUACUUAGUAAAUUAAUAUAUUGUGUAUGAAAUUCUUUUCAUAAAAUUUUUGUUUACAUCUUGAUUUUGUGCAGUCAAGUGAUUUAAUUACAUUGUAUUAGUUGGACAACAUAUAGCUAAUUUCUCCUAUGUAUAUCCUGUAUAUCUCCUUUAUAAUGACAUUAUGACUUAGAUGUGAAUUUAUGAUACAUCAAUCUUGUAUUAAUAUAAAAUAUUGGUAUAUUUUUGUUUGUAUACAUGUUUAUGUUGCUUAUUUUAUAAGAUUGUUCAAGAUGAACAAGCGCCGUAGAACAUCUUCAGUUGCAAGUCGAGGAACAGAAGAUGAUGCUGAUGAUAUACCACCUGAACCAACAAAAAGACGAAAAAAAUUAGAUCCUAGUGACUUGUGCCAACAAUUAUAUGAUGUACUACGUAAUCAAAAAAGAGAAGAUGGAACAUUAUUAUGUGAUGCAUUUAUACGUGUGCCUAAACGUAGACAAGAACCAGGUUAUUAUGAUGUUGUAACAAAUCCUAUAGAUCUAUUAAAAGUUCAACAAAAGCUAAGAACAGAUGAAUAUAGGGAUAUGGAUGAUUUAGCAGCUGAUAUUCAACUUAUGGUUAACAAUGCAAAAGCCUUUUAUAUGCGUACAUCUCCUGAAUAUAAAGAUGCUACUGAACUUUGGGAAUUAUGUAUAAAUACAAAAAAUCGUAUUAUGGAAGAAUACGAAGAUCCAGAACCUAAAGGAAAACUUAUUUUAAAAGUGGGACGAUUAGCUCGGAAAGCUACAACAAAACAAGAAGAUGCAGAAGAUACAUCAGAAAGUUCUACAAAUCCUGAUGAAGAAACAAUGCAACAAUUUGAAGAUUUAUUUGCAGCAAUUAUGACAGCAACAGAUCCAGCUGAUAAUAAUAGACCAUUACAUACAAUGUUUCAACUUAAGCCAUCUAAAAAAUUAUAUCCAGAAUAUUAUGAUGUAAUUGAAACACCAGUAGAUUUAAAAACAGUUGCAAGAAAAAUUCAAGAAGGAGUCUAUAAUAGCAUUACAGAUAUGGAAAAAGAUUUAAUGCUAAUGUGCCGUAAUGCUUGCCAAUUUAAUGAACCUGGUUCUCAAAUUUAUAAAGAUGCAAAACUUUUAAAAAAAAUUAUUACUGCAGCAGCAAGAAAACAAGAUAUUGGAUUAAGCAGCGCAGUUCCAAAAAUUGCAACAACUGCACCAUCAACACGAAGUAAAAGAGGAAGUCGUACUAUGGCGCAAUCUUUAAUAGCUCAAACUGCAACAUUGCCAGAUGAAGAUGAAGAAAGUGAUGAUGAAGAAGAAGAACCUGCAGAAACUGAAGAAGCUGAUAACCCACAAUGGCAAUUAUUUCAGACUAUUAGAACAGCUCCUAAUAAUCAAGGAGUUAGAAUGAGCGAAUAUUUUUGGAAACUACCAUCAAAAAGAUUGUAUCCUGAUUACUAUAAAACUAUUAAAAAUCCUAUUUCUUUAUUACAAAUUCGUACCAAGAUAAAGAAAGGCGAAUAUGGUACUGUAAGCGAAGUAGCUGGUGAUAUGAAUAUAAUGUUUGAAAAUGCAAAAAAAUAUAAUAUUCAUACAUCUAGAUUAUAUAAGUGUGCUGUGAAAUUACAAAAAAUUAUGCAAGAAAAAGUACAGGAACUAUUAGAAUUUGAUCAGGAUUCAGACUCGGAUAGUGAAUUUGAAAAUAGCUCUCAUCAACCUAAACUUAUUAAACGUGCUUCAAAUCUGUUAACACGUGGAAAAUAUAAAGACAAUAUACCAUUGAAAAAAAGAUUGUAUGCACUAGUUAAAUGUGUUAUAGAAUACGUUUGUGAAGAUGGUCGACAACCAAUGUUAAUGUUUAUGGAGAAACCUUCUAAAAAGUUGUACCCAGAUUAUUAUCAAGUAAUAGCAGAACCAAUUGACAUGUUAGCUAUUGAAGCUAAUAUUAAAGCAGAAAAAUAUCAAAGUGAAAAUGAAUUAAUACAAGAUUUUAAGUUAAUGUUUAAUAACUGUCGUCAAUAUAAUGAAGAAGGUUCUUUAAUAUAUGAAGAUGCAAAUACUCUUGAAAGAGUUUUAAUGGAUAAAGUAAAAGAAUUAGGUCCUUUACCUGAAACAGGUAAACCUACAAAAUCAAGUGCAUCUACUCCUACUAGAAAUGUUGGGAGACCUAAAAAAGUUGUACCAUUACAUUUACAAAAAUUAAAAACUAUGUAUGAUACUAUAAAAGAUUAUCAUGAUGGAAAAGGAAGACAAUUAUCUUUAAUUUUUAUGAAAUUACCAAAUAAAAAUGAAUAUCCUGAUUAUUAUGAAGUUAUUAAGCAACCAAUGAAUAUGGAGAAAAUAGCGUCCACUUUAAAAAAUAAUGGAUAUGAAAAUUUGGAUGAACUUGUAUCAGAUUUUAUACUAAUGUUUGAUAAUGCUUGCAAGUAUAAUGAACCCGAUUCACAAAUAUAUAAGGCAUUAAAAGUUCGACCUUGUUUUAUUCGUUUAAUGAGAGAUAAGGAAGUAGAUCAACGUUUAUCAAAAAAAUGCAAGAAGAAUGAAACAGAAGAUGCUUUAAUUUUACAAAGAUUAGUUCUCCAAACAAAAUUACAAUUAAGUGAAGAUGAAGAAAGUGUACCAGAUGUAUCGGCCGCAAUUCAAGAAAUAUUAGCAACAAUUUUUACUGCUCUUUAUAAUCAUCAAGAUGAAGAAGGUAGAUGUUAUUCAGAUUCAAUGGCAGAACUUCCAGAACAUGAUAUCAUUGAUGGGAAAAAAAUACGAGGAUUAUCAUUAGAUUUAAUUAAAAGAAGAUUAGAUCGUGGAGUAUAUAAACGAUUGGAUCGUUUUCAAGAAGAUGUAUUUACAUGUUUAGAAAGAGCUAGAAGAUUAUCACGUACAGAUUCGCAACCUUUUGAAGAUAGUGUAGAAUUACAAGCAUUUUUUUUACGUACUCGUGAUGAAGUAACUCGAGGAGGAGAUUUAUUACAUUCACCAGCUCUUAAUUAUACACUUCUUGAUCUUUCUGCUCAAGUUGCAGAAUUAAAACGUGUGAAAUUACAACAAGAAUUAUCAUUACCUAAUGAAGAUGAAAGUUGUGAUGGAAAUGAAACAAAAGAUUCUGAAACAAAUACUAAUACAGAAGGAAGUAAUAGUGAUAGUGGUGGAUCUAUGAGUUUUAAUCAAGAAAUAUAUAGAGCUGGAGAUUUUGCAUAUAUAGAACCUACAGAACGAGGCAUGGAAUAUAGUGUAGUUCUUAUAGAACGUUUAUGGACAAAUGCAGAAGGUCAACAAAUGUUAUAUGGCAAUUUAUUUUAUAGACCAAGUGAAACUUAUCAUGUAGCAUCUAGAAAAUUUCUUGAUAAGGAGUUAUUUAAAAGUGAUGCUCAUGUAGCUAUACCUUUGGCUAAAGUAGCUGGAAGAUGUUGUGUCUUAAGUGUAAAGGAUUAUUUUAGAAUGCAACCUGAAGGUUUUUUAGAAAAAGAUGUUUAUGUAUGUGAAUCACGAUAUUCUACAAAAGCAAGAGCUUUUAAAAAAAUCAAAGUUUGGAAUUUUGAUCCAGAUCAUUUAAAAUUAAUUCCAAGAGAUAAACCAUUAGAACCAAAGCGAGUGAUAUCAGUAUAUAAGGAAAGAUUAGAAAAGCAUAAAGAAGAAAUUGCUGAGUUAGAAGAAGGAGAAAAAUUAACAGAAAAAGAAAGACCUAAUGUAAUAUUGUAUAACUCAGAUGAUACAGAAAAUACUUAUUACGAGCAAUACAAUACGUGUGCAGGUUCUGUAAAAACUGGAGACUUUGUUUAUGUUGCAACAGAUGGAGGUAGACAACAAAUUGCGCAAAUUGAUGCUAUAUGGUCAACAAAAGAUGGAAAAUGUUAUUUUAAGGGCCCAUGGCUAUUGAUGCCUGCAGAAGUGCCACAUACUCCUACUAAAUUAUUUUAUAAACAAGAAUUAUUUCUAUCAACAGUUGAUGGCACUCAUCCUAUUGUGGCUAUUGUUGGAAAAUGUGCUGUUCUUGACUAUGGAGAAUAUAUUUGUAGCCGACCAACAGAAAUUCCAGAAGAUGAUGUAUAUAUUUGUGAAUCAUUAUAUGAUGAAAGUAAAAGUCUCAUGAAAAAACUCGGUCAAGAAGGUCUAAAAAAAUUUAAUCAUAAUUCAGCAGUAACUGAAGAUGAAAUUUACUUCUUCCGAAGACCUAUUAAUCCAGCUAAGGUUCCGGGCGAUGUGGCUCAAACGCAAAAUCAAAUCAAGUCUGUUACUUCUAGUUCAACUCAAUUUGAAAUGGAAGCAUCACCAUUGUUACCGAAGCUGGAACCCGAUGUACUAGGCAUGGGAGUAGGAUUAGGAGUGGGAGUAGGAGUAGGAGUUGGGGAGGACAGCAUGGACGCUGGUGGUCCACCGUCCGUUGGAUCUGCAGAAGCUCAACCGGUGCUCUCCAAUACUCAAACACCUGUAUCAACUAAAAAGAAAACGGCGGGUAAGAAAUUAGUUACGGGCUAUAUUUUAUAUUCGAGUAAAAUGCGAACGCAGAUUACACAAAACAAUCCUGAAUCAUCCUUUGGGGAGAUUAGCAGAAUUGUUGGCAAUGAGUGGAGGAAAUUGCCAGCAGGAGAGAAACAAGCUUGGGAAGAAAGAGCAAUUAAAAUGAAUGAAGAUGGAGGACAACUUAAAGGAAAUAAUGUUUCAGUAGGCACUAAUGCUUUGCAAGAUGUAGUUUAUGAAUGUUGUUGGGAUAAUUGUGAUUGGCAAUUUGAAGAUAUGACUGAUUGUAUUGAUCAUUGUAUUGCAGAACAAAAUGGACAUGUUCAAUCAUCCUUUAUUAAUGCUGCAAGCGAUGUGGAAUUUCAAUGUCAAUGGCGUGGUUGUGGCCGCACAAAAAAAUCUGUACCUCCUUUUCCAAGUGUACAAAGACUCGCAAGGCAUGUUAAGGAAGUACAUAUCCUUAAAUCAAAUGGACGUAUAAUACCUCCUUCGGAAAGAAGCAAAAAUUAUAUGGCAUCAAAAGGUCCAACGGUAUUGCCACCUAUGGAAACAGAAACAUCGGCAGCUGCGACACAAACAAGCAAUAUUCCUGCUACCAAACAACCAGAACCUAUGUUUGUCGCUGUUCCUCCACGACCAAGUCGAGUUUUACAUUCAGAUGCCUAUUUACGGUAUAUUGAAGCAUUAAAUGUAGAAAAUCGGUACAUAUCAAAUUGGGACAAACAAAUGAAUGCUAAUCCUGAUAAUACACAAAUUCCUGAUGUAACGAAAUUACCGGCUGAAUGGUUAGGCAAUGGUGUAGGCAACCACGGAAAUGUGGUAAAUGCUUUAUGGACGCUCAGGAAUAUGAUGAUGCGAGAUGUGUUAGCCAUCAAUAAAACUUUAUAGUUUAUAAUUCGUUAAGACUUAUAAUCUUUACUAUUCGAUGCUACCUUAAAACUACAAUUUUCAGGUCCGUCGAUGCUAGAUGAAAGACUGAAGAUUUAUUAUUUUGAAUGAGUAUAUUUAUAUUUUUAGAUUUUUUUUUAUUUUACAAUUCUAAUUAGUACUUCAAAUAUAACUUAAUUAUAAUACAUAUUUUUAGUCAUUUUCAAUUUAUAAUAAGAGAUUAAUUAAAAGAUUUUCUUAUCAUAAGAUUUUCAAUAACAAAUGCAAGAUCUGCAAAUAUAUUUAUCAGAAACAAUUCAGAUUAGUAAAACAUUAAUUUCUUCAUUAAAUAAAAUACAUACUAUAAGCAUUAUUUUCGAUACGUCUAUGGAUCUGUUAGGAGUAGGACAAAAAUAUUACACUGUAAGAAUCAUCACUUUGUAAAUAUUUCGCUAUUUUUAAUUUUAACUUUUCAUAACGAAAAUUUUGUAUUUUGUAUCGCGCAUCAUGAAAUUUGAAAUUUCUUGUAUUCAUACUGUAAAAUGAAACUGUACUGUAAAUAUUAAAUAAUGCACUUCAAAAAACAAUUUAAUAUAAAUAAUAC
Apis laboriosa (Himalayan honeybee) is the source of this 6303-nucleotide messenger RNA. It is a transcript of the gene polybromo, whose product is annotated as protein polybromo-1. Gene Ontology annotation, molecular function: protein binding; chromatin binding. The coding region runs from base 582 to 5720 and encodes 1712 amino acids. Lineage: Eukaryota; Metazoa; Arthropoda; Insecta; Hymenoptera; Apidae. The record is from RefSeq and is a predicted model, not a curated record. The transcript is spliced from 28 exons. Gene Ontology annotation, cellular component: RSC-type complex. Gene Ontology annotation, biological process: chromatin remodeling.